UUGGAUCUGUCAAACUGUAAGGAUGGUGAAGAAAUCCGCCAACGGGGAAGUUUAUCUCCCUCCGGCUGGGGAAAAGAAACCGAAAGUCGGCUUUGUGGGUCUGGACCCCGGGGCUGCGGAGACCAGCCGAGACGGGGCACUUCUCAUCGCCGGUUCCGAAAGCACAAAACGGGGCAGCAUCCUGUGCAGACCGCGGUCCAGCAUCUCCAGAGGGAGCAUCGCUCACAAGAGAAACGCGCGUUAUCGCAGACUGCAAAAUUUCCUGUAUAAUGCUCUGGAGCGACCCCGCGGCUGGGCGUUCAUUUACCACGCUUAUGUGUUUGUGCUGGUGUUUUCCUGCCUGGUUCUGUCUGUGUUCGCAACAAUCAAAGAGUACAAGAAGAGCUCCGAGAGCGCCUUGUACAUCCUGGAAAUUGUGACAAUCGUGGUGUUUGGUGUGGAAUAUAUUGUGCGUAUCUGGGCUGCCGGCUGCUGCUGUCGCUACAGAGGAUGGAGAGGAAGGCUGAGAUUUGCUCGCAAACCCUUCUGUAUCAUCGAUAUCAUGGUGCUUUUCGCCUCGGUGUCUGUCCUGGCCGCUGGCUCACAGGGGAAUGUUUUUGCCACCUCGGCCAUAAGGAGUCUGAGGUUUCUCCAGAUCCUCCGAAUGCUGCGAAUGGACCGGCGCGGUGGCACAUGGAAGCUCCUGGGAUCAGUCGUCUAUGCGCACAGCAAGGAGCUGAUUACGGCAUGGUAUAUCGGAUUCCUUUGCCUCAUCCUGGCAUCUUUCUUGGUGUACUCUGUGGAGAAGGAUGACAAUGCAGAGAUGUUCGAGACCUACGCAGACGCCCUCUGGUGGGGACUGGUGACUCUUACAACUAUUGGCUAUGGGGACAAAUUUCCUGUCACGUGGAAUGGUCGUCUAAUUGCUGCCACUUUCAGUCUGAUUGGGGUGGCUUUUUUUGCUCUUCCUGCGGGUAUCCUGGGCUCAGGGUUUGCUCUGAAGGUUCAAGAGCAGCACAGACAGAAGCAUUUCGAGAAGCGUCGUAACCCCGCUGCAGGUCUUAUCCAGGUCAUACUCAAAACUUUUCUGUGAUUCACACCAGACUUUUUGAGUAAAUCAACAUUUCGAGGUUGAUCUGGAGUUUAUAAAUGUUAAUGUAUGUCGCUUUUUUUAGGUCUUGUUAACACUUGGUAUUAAGACGCAUUUUAGUUUUUGUAACAAAUGCAGACGAAGCUGUGACAAUGUCAUAAAUAAAAUAAAUAAAUAAAAUUGUGAUUAAGUUCA
Danio rerio (zebrafish) is the source of this 1264-nucleotide messenger RNA. RefSeq names its product potassium voltage-gated channel, KQT-like subfamily, member 2a (gene kcnq2a). Gene Ontology annotation, molecular function: monoatomic ion channel activity; voltage-gated monoatomic ion channel activity; metal ion transmembrane transporter activity. Gene Ontology annotation, biological process: monoatomic ion transport; potassium ion transmembrane transport; monoatomic cation transmembrane transport. Gene Ontology annotation, cellular component: voltage-gated potassium channel complex; cation channel complex; membrane. The record is from RefSeq and is marked validated. NCBI's taxonomy places the organism in Eukaryota, Metazoa, Chordata, Actinopteri, Cypriniformes, Danionidae.